Molecule: messenger RNA, 1527 nt
Organism: Bradysia coprophila
Lineage: Eukaryota; Metazoa; Arthropoda; Insecta; Diptera; Sciaridae
Cellular component (GO): chitin-based extracellular matrix
Molecular function (GO): structural constituent of chitin-based larval cuticle
Source: RefSeq, a predicted model, not a curated record
AAUUCUAGUUUGGAUUCGCAGUGAGGAAGAAGUUAGUUUUUAUUUACUCUGUUCGGUUUGUAACUGAAAUAGUAAAAGUUUCUAACGAGAGCUUGUAUACUCGUACGAUUACUUACAACCAAUUUUUAUUUUGUGAUAGAAAGUAAAAUAGUUUUGGUGAUCCUGAAAGUUUUUAAUUUUUCGAUUUCAAACUUUAAAUUUUUUAGUGAAUUUAUGUGAAAAAUGUUUACCGGACGUAAAAUUGGAUUUCUUUGGAUAGUGCCCUUUAUUGCGUCGACCGCGGUCAUAGCGAAAUCGAAAUACUAUGAUGGAGAAAUACGUCCAUACGAAUUUGGGUACCGGAUCGAAGGAAACCAGCAUAGACAUGAGAAAAAAGACGCCAAUGGCAUUAUUAAUGGGGAAUUCGGAUUCAUCACCGCAGAUGGUGUUUACCAUCAAUCAGUGUAUGCUACCGAUGAAAAUGGGAAUUUUAAAUUGAUAUCUUUGAAAACGUCAUUUAAAUUUGAAAAACCUACAACGACAUCAGCACCACCAACCACUACAGUUCCGUCAGCACCGGUAACUGCUGCUGCACAGUCACUAAAACUGUUGAAAUCAUGUUCCGAUUGUAGGGUGUUUGAAAAAGUGACACUUGAUAAGCUAAGUCAAUUGGUUGACGCUCCCGUAGGUGAAACCAAGGAAGGAGUAGCAGUACCAAAGAAAAUUGUAAUGCCACUAAUUCCCAACAUAAUACCUAAUAACGAUGAUCUGCCAAAAAUUAGAGUAAAAUCCAAUAAAGGAAUGAUCGGCAAAAUUUCUCCAAUGGAUAUUGCCCUUGGUAUGACCGGUGCAGGCAUUAGAGCAUCUGAGGCAAUAAAAUUGAAGCGUAUCAGUUCUCCAAACAAAAAUGAUCCAGCUGGCAAUAAAGCUUUACCGCAAAUUAAAGAAAAAAACGAAAAUGAAAAUACGAAAACAGUACACGAAACACCAUCGUCCUAUCCAACAUCAAAACCAGUUCAUUCUUCUCGAGCAGUCAUACCAGUUUCAUUGCAAACGAAAUCGGUGACAAUACCAUCAACUCAUCCAACACCAAAACCAGUUCAUUCUGCUCAAGUAGCCAUACCAGUAUCAUCGCAAACGAAAUCGGAGAUCUCAGUUCCAAUAUCGACCGAUCACAUCACCAGCAGCAAACCAAUCGAAUCAUCAAAGACACAUUUGAGCUCAAAGAAUGCGAUCAACGAAUUCAUCGGCGAUGUUUUAUAUCGUUUCAAUUAUACAGCUGGUUAUCACGGACACAACGAAGAAGGUGACAGUGCAGGUAAUAAACGUGGUGGUUAUUUCAUUGUUGGAAGAGAUAAUAUUCGACGCGGUGUCAUAUAUGUGGCUAAUGCGAACGGCUUUGUGCCAGUGGUUAAAUAUGAAAAAGUCAGUCCGGCAGAAGCUCCUCACGAGGAUACGGAAAAGAGUGCUGGACUUCGGGGGUAUGAGUUUGAGUGGUUUCAUAAAGGUAAAAGUAAAGCCGACUCGUUGAGUGAAAGUGGAAGAUGA